ACCCGUUUGAGCGAGUCAUGGCCAUGAGGCAAUGCGGAAAACAUCCGCUGCACGCGCCUAAUUGUGGGCUGGUGCACUCCUCCUCUUGUUGCGUUUCGGAAGACGGAACCAAAAACCAAAAAAAAACGAAUGCAGCAGUCGGGAAUACUGGACUAUAAUACACCCUUUACGCGGCUUUAAGUGCAGCUGAAGCUUGAACGAAAGUCAUGUGAUACCAAAGAAGUGCCAUCAAAUGAUGCUGUGCCAAGGAUAUUUCCAUUGCCUGCUGCUGAUUGCCCAGCUGCUUGUGCUCCCAUUGUUGCAUGCCUCGCCAGUAUCAAGCCCAGAAAUAUCCAACAAAUCGAACAAGUCGCCAAACAGCGUCCUUGCGCAACAGCAGCAACAGCAGCAACAGCAACAACAGCAACAACAGCAACAACAGCAACAACAGCAGCAGCAACUACUCAAGUCGAAUCCCAAUGCCCAGGAAGCGCAUCUAAACUCGCUGAGCGCGUUUGCCACGAGCUACGGUAACUUGGGCACGGCUCAAGCACAGAUGCAGCCGCCGACUGAAGCAGGAUUCAAGCCCUCCUAUAAAAUGCCCGAAAUGGAGACGAACUUUACGCCCAUGCAAAGUGGAGGUCUUGGCGAGAGCACCAGCAUUGCCAGCCUGCCCAGUACACCCAUGCUGAUGCAGUAUCUGCCGGCGCAGACGCUUCAGGAUGGCAGUGGGACCGUCCAGUAUCUGCAGCUGAUACCAACGCGUCCCAUCAUUGUGCCCAUCAGUCCAUAUUUGACCACAGCGGCCACUGGCGGCGUACAGGCGCCGGUGCCCGCCCUAACACCUAAUGUGGCUCCAACACCCGAUUAUGGUGCAAGCGGAGUCCAGCUAAGUGCACUACCCGCUAAUACGGGCAUCACCGGCCUACACUAUUCUGCUGCCGGUCUGCAGGGCUAUGCCAAUGGGGUCUCUCCCGUCGCCGCCUAUCGCAGCAGCUACCGCAUCAAUCGCGAGGCGAAGGAGAAAAACUUUCCGCCCACAUUUAGCCUGAAUCUCAACGAGUAUCUGCCGGCGGCAGCGAGUGGUCACGAUGCAUCGGUUUCGGGAACAGCUUCGCAUCCGCAUACCCAACUGUAUAUCAGAGCCAGGCCAUAGAUUGCAAUCCCGACAUUCACUGCAAAUCCAAGUUUGUUGCU
Molecule: messenger RNA, 1176 nt
Organism: Drosophila montana
Lineage: Eukaryota; Metazoa; Arthropoda; Insecta; Diptera; Drosophilidae
Product: transcription factor btd
Exons: 2
Coding region: 233-1135 (300 amino acids)
Source: RefSeq, a predicted model, not a curated record